Chanos chanos (milkfish) is the source of this 2190-nucleotide messenger RNA. It is a transcript of the gene meltf, whose product is annotated as melanotransferrin. Gene Ontology annotation, biological process: iron ion transport. Gene Ontology annotation, cellular component: extracellular region; plasma membrane; recycling endosome. Bases 1 to 2190 code for a protein of 729 amino acids. Lineage: Eukaryota; Metazoa; Chordata; Actinopteri; Gonorynchiformes; Chanidae. The transcript has 16 exons. The record is from RefSeq and is a predicted model, not a curated record.
AUGCACGUUUGCCAGUGCAAAGAGCACAGUGGUUUGCUGACCAAUGGAAAAUGGUUACAUGCCUCUGGCCAGAGUAGCAUUAGGUGGUGUACUGUGUCUAAUGAAGAAGAGUCAAAAUGUAAGGCAAUGUCAGAGGCAUUCAGCAGAGCGUCCAUCCGUCCGACCCUCGCAUGUGUUCGCGAUUCGUCUGUCGCAGGAUGUGCUCAAAAACUUACGAAUAAUCAAGCCGAUGCGUUCUCAACCAGCGCCAACAGCAUUUACGACAUUGGGAAACAAUACAACUUCAAAAUCGCUGCAGGAGAGUCGGAUGUAUCCGGAGAGGGAACGACUUAUUAUGCCGUCGCUGUGGUAAAGAAGAACAACCCGUCUAUCAAUAUUAACAACCUAAAAGGCAAGAAGUCAUGCCACACCGGAAAGGGUCGCACGGCUGGCUGGAACAUGCCGCUGGGUUAUUUAAUUGACAGUGGCAAGAUGUCCGUCAUGGGCUGCAACGUACCGCAAGGAGUAGGAGAUUUUUUCAGUGCUAGCUGCAUUCCUGGGGCCACUGAAACAGGCGACCCAAAAUCCUUGUGUCAGCUGUGUGUUGGAGAUGGCAGCGGGAACCACAAGUGUGAGGCCAGUAACAAUGAAAGAUACUACGCUUAUAGUGGAGCCUUCAGGUGUUUGGUUGAGGAUGCAGGAGAGGUGGCUUUCAUAAAGCACACCACAGUAGCAGAGAACACUGAUGGAAAGGGAGAUGCAUGGGCUCAAGGUCUGAAGUCAGAGGACUACGAGCUCCUGUGUCGAGACGGCACACGCAGUCCCGUCAAUAACUACAAGACGUGUAACCUCGUGCGAGUGCCGGCCCGAGGCAUUGUGGUGCGCAGUGACGUCGACACGUCCGUGGUCUACAACAUGCUGCGGGAGGGACUGGAAAAGUCUGGCUUCAGUUUUUUCUCCUCUGCCGCCUACGGGGGUACGAACCUGAUGUUCAGUGACAGCUCCACCAAAUUCAUCACAGCAGGAAGUGAGAACUACAUAGAGUGGAUGGGUCAGAGAUAUUACGAUACACUGCGAGCCAUGGACUGCUCUCCCUCCGACAUUCCUCAGUCCCUGCGCUGGUGUGUGGUGUCUCACAGUGAGCUGCUCAAAUGUGCAGACAUGGCUACAGCCUUCCAGAGCAAGGCACUGGUUCCUCAAAUUCAGUGUGUUUCCGGAUCAUCUGUGGACGACUGCAUGAAGAAAAUCAAGGCCAAGGACGCUGAUGCCAUUACUCUUGAUGGAGGCUACAUCUUCAAUGCAGGGAAACAGUAUGGACUGGUGCCUGCUGCAGGGGAGAGCUACACAGGAGACGAUGAUGGUAGUGCGUACUAUGCCGUGGCUGUGCUGAAGAAGAGCAACGCAGACAUCCAAAGGCUCUCCAACCUGAAGGACAAAAGGUCGUGCCACACAGGCUACGGCAGGACAGCCGGCUGGAACGUUCCCGUGGGCACGCUCGUCGAGCAGGGUCUUAUCCGACCGGAGCACUGCAAGGUCCCUCAAGCUGUUGGAGAGUUCUUCAAAGCCAGCUGUGUUCCAGGUGCCAAUCAGCCCGGCUUUCCCAGCAAUCUCUGUGAGCAGUGCAUCGGUGACACCCUCGGCAACAACAAAUGCAUGAAGGACAAGGAUCUCUAUGACGGUUACAAUGGCGCUUUCAGAUGUAUGGCCACUGGAGCAGGAGAUGUGGCUUUUGUCAAACACACCACUGUUUUCCAGAACACCGACGGGAACUCCACAGAACCCUGGGCCAUAAACCUGCAGUCAAAGAGUUUCCAGUUGCUGUGUCCACAUGGUUCACGCGCCGAGGUCACCCAGUAUGGCCAGUGUCAUUUGGCCCGCGUCCCGUCGCAUGCUGUGAUGGUGCGGCCUGACACUAACCCUUUUGCCAUCUUUGGUCUUCUGGACAAAGCACAGCAAUUCUUUGGCGAUGACUCCAGUCCCGGCUUCAAGAUGUUUGACUCCUCUGGUUAUGAAGGCCAUGACCUCAUCUUCAAAGAUUCGACCCUGAAGAUGGUGGGCGUGGGGGAGAGAAAGACUUACGAGGAGUGGCUGGGUCAGGGUUACAUGGACUCCCUUAUCGCUAUGGAGUGCAACUCUGCUACAGUGUUGUUCUCGGCCUCGGUGCUGUGGGCCAGCCUGUUGGCCUGCCUCUUGGCCACGAUGGCCGUAUAG